Kogia breviceps (pygmy sperm whale) is the source of this 1712-nucleotide messenger RNA. Lineage: Eukaryota; Metazoa; Chordata; Mammalia; Artiodactyla; Physeteridae. The record is from RefSeq and is a predicted model, not a curated record.
GUUCCGGGACGGGUUCCAGGUGCCAGCGAGUCCGGUAAGGUUCGCGUGGAAACUGGGGUCAUGGCGGUGCCCGGCCCAGCGCUCUGCCUCUUCGACGUGGACGGAACCCUGACGGCCCCGCGACAGAAAAUUACCAAAGACAUGGAUUGCUUUCUACAAAAACUGAGGCAGAAGAUCAAAGUUGGAGUCGUAGGCGGGUCGGACUUUGAGAAAGUACAGGAGCAACUGGGAAACGAUGUGGUUGAAAAAUAUGAUUAUGUGUUUCCAGAAAAUGGCUUGGUAGCAUACAAAGAUGGGAAACUCGUGUGCAAACAGAAUAUUCAAGGUCACCUGGGUGAGGCCCUAAUCCAGGAUUUAAUCAACUACUGUCUGAGCUACAUCGCGAAAAUUAAACUCCCAAAAAAGAGGGGUACUUUCAUCGAAUUCCGAAAUGGGAUGUUGAAUGUGUCCCCCGUCGGAAGAAGCUGCAGCCAAGAAGAACGCAUUGAGUUCUACGAACUGGAUCAAAAAGAAAGUAUAAGACAGAAAUUCGUGGAGGAUCUGCGGAAAGAGUUUGCAGGGAAAGGCCUCACGUUUUCCAUAGGAGGCCAGAUCAGCUUUGAUGUCUUCCCUGACGGAUGGGACAAGAGGUAUUGCCUGGGACAUGUGGAAAAGGACGGCUAUAAGACCAUUUAUUUCUUUGGUGACAAAACCAUGCCAGGUGGGAACGACCACGAGAUCUUCGCAGACCCGAGGACGGUGGGCUACACCGUGACGGCACCCGAGGACACGCGCAGGAUCUGUGAGGGGCUCUUCUGCUGUUGACCAUCCCUCUCCCCGUGGAAGGGGGGUCCCGCCACGCCCACCCCCAGCCCACUGUACAGUUGUUGCUCAGGUCCUCACUCAGCAGGGAAAUGGCCCUCCACCUCCAGUGCUAGAAGCAGCCAGAAGGGAAAAGAAAAGGCUUGUCUAGAAUGGUUCAAAGGACUGCCUCCAACAGACGGUUUCGUCUCCACCCCAAGUCCCAGGACCCCCAGCCCUGAUCUGAUACGUGCGAUCACAGUACACCUGGUGUUUUUUUGUUUUUAAACUUCCCCAUCAUUCUAGAAUGAUACAGGAAGAAUGAGUGUGCCUGGACCCUCCCUCUUUCCUCAUGGGUCUCGAGGAAAAUGUAACAUAUUCACAUUGGGACCCUCUGCAUCAGUACCAGGAGGGGGGCUUUGGUGAUGAGAAAGAAAGGACAGGAUGUUUACAGUGAUCUGACCCUGGGACAGAUGGUUAAAAACACUUCCAGAAAUGUAGCUACCCUGUGAGAAUACUGGCCAAGUGACCACUGACCCCAGGGACUUUGCACCUAGCUGGCCCAGGAAGCAGGGGUAGCUCUGUAUCCACUACACUUUGAGGAGCCCACUGGUUUCCUAGCCAUUGGGACAGAGGCAGUGGAGCCAGCAACCCCGCCAAGAACUGGCACACGGCCCUCCCGGCACUCAGCUCUGAGCCCAGGCCCAGAGACUAACUGGGACGGUCGCACUUCACCCAAAGAACCUCCUGCUGUCCCCAGGGCCUGUGUGCCCUAGUUCCUCGGGGAUCAGGGGAGAGCCUGAACUAACAGAUCAGGAGCUGUACUGUUUCUCUGCUUAUCUUUGAAUAACGACCCCUGCCGUGGUCAGGCCUGCAACCCUCACUCCUCCCUCCUGCCUUUUGCAAGUUCCUUGUAUAACUGGAAGGCAGCU